Messenger RNA from Lodderomyces beijingensis, 3618 nucleotides. The record is from the annotation of a GenBank genome assembly. NCBI's taxonomy places the organism in Eukaryota, Fungi, Ascomycota, Pichiomycetes, Serinales, Debaryomycetaceae.
AUGGGAGUGUAUUCCAAGAACUCGGGCAAACCGCCCAGGGCCGCCAGCCAGAAACUCGUUUUGCCAUCGUACAAAUUGGAUUCAAAUCUAGUGCUUUUGCCAGGAAUAAUCUACAACGUGACAUUUUCCAGAUUUAAGGCAGCCGCGUUGCUUUCUAGAUUUAAAGACUUGGUAUCUCAAACUUCGGUUAUCACCAACUUGUUAAAUGAGUACGAGUUUGGAUCUGGAGGUGGUAACAGCAGCAAUGGCCAUGGGGGAGCCGACGAAAACCCUUUUGCCAUUUCGAAAGCUGCAGAACGUGGUAUCACCGAUUUCCAUCAAGUGGAAGUCCUGGGAAAACAUACACCAAGGGCUAAAGACAAGCAGGAGUCCUUGAAUGAAUUUGACUGGUUGGUUUUGGCGAUAUCGCCAAAUAUUGAUCGCAUCAAGAGCUCCAAGCCGAGUUAUCCCGAAGGCGUCUCAAAGGUGGCCACUGUUGUCAGAGUCGUUGGUAUCGUGGAUGAGUCCUCCAAUAUUAAAAUAUCGUUCCAGGCAAUCAUCAGGGGUACCGUGUUGGACAAUUCUGAGGGGGAACAUCAUGCCCAAGUUAACCUUAGACCAAAUGAAGAGUUGAUUGCGAUUGACUGGAGCACAGAUGUUUACGAUUUGAAAAGCAAAUUCAACACUCUCAGAAUGAAUUUCAGUAGGUUGCGCAAAAGCAUUGACGAUUUUAUCCUGAACUAUCGUCAAGCAUUGAGCAACAACUCGCUAGCCCUGAGAGGCGGCAAGUUAUCGUUGCAGAAUGAUCCCUCGAAGGACGGAAAUGCCGAGGAAGAGCAACAGAAAUUUCACCAGAACUUGCUUACAUUGAAUCCGUUGGCAAACGCCUUGUUUCUUCAGUUGACUGGUUCCAAGGACUUUAGCAAAGCCACCCAGAAUUUGCAAAGAUUAUAUUCGCAUUUCAACAGCGGGUCAAGUUUAGGUUCUGGGUCACAAGCUGAAAAGAUUGGCGAGAGGGAUUACCUUCGAUUGGUUGACUUGACGGCAGCAAUCUUGCCCUUCCCCAACUACGAGAAAUUGCAGCUCUUGAACAAAUGCGAUGUUGAGGAACGCGCGGUUGCCAUCAACGAGAUGAUGUUGCUCUUGAUUGAGAUUUUUGACAAUCUCGAGCGCAACAAUUCAUUUGCAAACAACUGGUUCCAUAAAGAGGCCUCCAAUGUUCAAAAGGCAAAUGUAGUUGCUAGUCAAUUGAAAUCGAUCCGUGUAUUGUUGGAGGGCAUGACAAGUAAACAUAGAGCCAACCGUGAAAAGUCACAGUCCGAUAGGGGGCUCUCGCUGCUGCUGCAAAAGGGCGCAAACAGGCUGGCGGAGAACUCUCAAGACCUGGCAUCAAACCUGGAAGACUAUGACGACGGUGACGAAGAUGGCGACGAAUUACGGGCCAUUACAAAGUUUGUCACUGAAAAGCUCCCCAACAUCUCCUCGCUCUCCGAUGACUCAAAGAGGUUGAUUGUUAAGGAUUAUAAAAGAAUCAAGGCGUCGUCCAACUCACCUGGUGGCGGCAAUGCCGAUUUCCAUGUACUCCGCAACUAUUUGGAGAUUGUCAUGGACAUUCCUUGGGACUGCUAUGUAACCAAGUUUCGCGACGAUAGGGAGAUUGACUUGCAAUCGGCCAAGGAACAACUCGAUAAAGACCACUAUGGAUUGCAGCAUGUGAAGCAGAGGUUGAUUCAGUAUUUGGUGGUUUUGAAGUUGUUGGGCAUCAACGCUUCGAAACUGAACAACAAUGAUAACAACAAUGACAGCAACAGCAAUGAAAAGGAUAGUAACAAGGGUGUCGCGGGAGAACAGACAGAAGAAGAUGCUGCCAACACAUCUCAGCCAAUUGUGAAAAAUGGAGAUGAAACACGCGCUGCAAAGCAAAGGGCCCAGAGCCAAGUGCGCAAGUCGAUCCAGGAGUCCAAACGCGGUAUCAAUUCUGCACCAGCAAAUGACGUGAGCAAGAACAACAAAUCGCCAAUCAUUGCCCUCGCGGGACCCCCCGGGAUUGGAAAAACUUCCAUUGCCAAGUCCAUCGCCAUGGCGUUGGGCAGAAACUUUCAAAGAUUAUCAUUGGGCGGCAUUAAAGAUGAAAGCGAAAUCAGGGGCCACCGAAGAACUUAUGUGGGCGCCAUGCCUGGUCUCAUCAUACAGGCAUUGCGCAAAGCUCGAUGCAUGAACCCCGUUAUUUUACUAGACGAGAUUGACAAAGUCGUUGGCGGCAACUCGGGUGCCAGCAAGUUCAAUGGCGAUCCAUCGGCUGCGCUUUUGGAAGUGUUGGACCCCGAGCAAAACAACACCUUCAUUGACCAUUAUUUGGGCUUCCCCGUUGACUUGUCGCAGGUGAUUUUCAUCUGCACCGCUAACGAGCCUUAUAAUAUGACAAGACCCUUGCUCGACAGAUUGGAAAUGAUUUACAUGGGCGCAUACGACUACAAUGAAAAAUUGGUUAUUGGUCGCAAGUACUUGUUGCCAAGACAAAUCAAACGUAAUGGGUUCCCUGUAGAAAACAACAACGAGACGGAUGCAUUUGUCAAUAUUCAGCACGAGGCCAUGAAGAGGAUAAUCUUGGACUACACCAGGGAAGCUGGUGUGAGAAAUUUCGAAAGAAAGUUGGGUGCCAUAUGCCGUUUCAAGGCGGUGGAGUAUUGCGAAAACUUGAGCGACAGCGACCGUGCUUAUAAUCCGAUUGUUGACGAAAACGACCUUGCCACUUACCUUGGGGUUCCGUUUGCUGGUGCCGAUUUGACGUCCAGCGAUGUGGCCACCAUUGGUGACUCUAAAGUUGGUGUUGUCAAUGGCUUAUCGUACAACAGUGAGGGUUCCGGCUCUGUCUUGGUAUUUGAAAGCAUUGGCUUUGACAGAAGAGUAAACAGCGGUGGUGGCGACCAAGAUGGCCAUCCUGGAGGCUCUGGUCCAAGUUUGAGCAUGACUGGUCGUUUGGGAGAAGUGUUGAUGGAGAGUGGCAAGAUUGGACUCACAUUCAUCAAACUGAUGAUUCACAAGCUGCUAUUGAAGUUUGGUGGUGGUGGAGCUGACCAACAGCGUCACUUGUUGGACAAGUUCAACAAUUUAGACAUCCACAUGCAUGUCCCCAUGGGGUCCAUUCCAAAAGACGGGCCCUCGGCAGGUGUCACCAUGGCAUUGCUGUUUUUGUCUGUUCUUUUGGAUAAACCAGUUCCAACCGAUUUUGCAAUGACGGGAGAAAUCACGCUCAGAGGCUUGGUAUUGCCCAUUGGAGGCGUUAAGGAAAAACUCAUGGGUGCCCAUCUCAGCUCGGGAAUCAGAAGGAUGAUUGUUCCUCGCGAAAAUAGAAAGGACUUGAUUGAAGAGUACACCAAGAGCAUCUUGGAGCAAGAAAGCACCGAGGGCAAUGGCGUUUCCCUCUCGAGAAUGGACCUCAAUUUCCUUAACGAAUUGCUUCGUGAUAACGAGCACAAUGAUUUCCAAAUGCGUCAAGUUGAGGAUUAUUUUGAAAGGAAAUACGGCAUUCAAUUGAAUUACGCUAGGGAGUUUUACGACGUCAUCAAGAUUGUUUGGGACGGAGAUGAUGUUCUUGCGGAAUCGCCAGGGCAGAAACUCAUCGAGUACCAUAUGUAA